Messenger RNA from Meloidogyne enterolobii, 469 nucleotides. NCBI's taxonomy places the organism in Eukaryota, Metazoa, Nematoda, Chromadorea, Rhabditida, Meloidogynidae. The record is from the annotation of a GenBank genome assembly.
UUCAAAAAAUCUUCAAGUUUACUCAACAAACAUGAACAAAUACUUUUAUUUCUACUCAAUUUUUAUCGUUAUUAUCUGUGCUAUUAUGAUUCCAGAAGUAGUUUCAUCUUCGAGUGAAUCCACCGGAGUUAAAGAUCGCGUUAGCGACAAGUUUAAGGCUUGUUGUGAGGAAAAGAAUGUUAGCUGUUCUGAAGUUUGCUCGUAUCCACCUCCGGACUUUACUUUAUUUGAACAAUGGUGUCUGGCAAGCUGCAAUUCAGAUUUUAUUUCCUGUUACACUGGAGGAAAUAACAAUACAAAGUGCUGUGCGGAGCAUGGAGUUGUUGGUUUAUAUGGGGUCUGCCAGGACUUUUGCGACGGAACUUCCUAUCAUGGAUGGGAUCCUCGCUAUCUUGUUUGUGGAGCUGUCAAAAAUAUCAUUUCAAAAUGCAAUAAGGAUUCGAUAAAGAAUCGGACUUAUAAAAAAUAA